Condylura cristata (star-nosed mole) is the source of this 1391-nucleotide messenger RNA. It is a transcript of the gene P3H4, whose product is annotated as prolyl 3-hydroxylase family member 4 (non-enzymatic). Gene Ontology annotation, biological process: peptidyl-lysine hydroxylation; collagen fibril organization. Gene Ontology annotation, molecular function: protein binding; collagen binding. Gene Ontology annotation, cellular component: endoplasmic reticulum. Lineage: Eukaryota; Metazoa; Chordata; Mammalia; Eulipotyphla; Talpidae. The annotation marks the transcript as partial. The record is from RefSeq and is a predicted model, not a curated record. The transcript has 8 exons.
GCGGCCCACGAGUGGGCCCGCGAGCUGUGGCUCUUCGGCCACGUCCUGGAGCGCGCCGCCUGCCUGCGACGCUGCAAGCGCACGCUGCCCGCCUUCCAGGUGGCCUACCCGCCGCGGCAGCUGCUGCGCGACUUCCAGAACCGCCUGCCCUACCAGUACCUGCACUACGCGCAGUUCAAGGCCAACCGACUGGAGAAGGCCGUGGCCGCGGCCUACACCUUCCUCCAGAGGAACCCCAAGCACGAGCUGACCGCCAAGUAUCUCAGCUACUACCGGGGGCUGCUGGACGCCGCCGAUGAGCCCCUCACGGACAUGGAGGCCCAGCCCUAUGAGGCUGUGUUCCUCCGGGCGGUGAAGCUCUACAACAGCGGCGAUUUCCGUGGCAGCACCGAGGACAUGGAGCGGGCCCUGGCCGAGUACCUGGCUGUCUUCGCUCGGUGCCUGGCUGGCUGUGAGGGGGCCCAGGAGCGGGUGGACUUCAAGGACUUCUACCCAGCCAUAGCAGAUCUCUUUGCAGAAUCCCUGCAGUGCAAAGUGGACUGUGAGACCAACUUGACCCCCAACGUGGGUGGCUACUUUGUGGAGAAGUUCGUGGCCACCAUGUAUCACUACCUGCAGUUUGCCUACUAUAAGCUGAACGACGUUCGCCAGGCCGCCCGCAGCGCCGCCAGCUACAUGCUUUUUGACCCCGGGGACAACGUCAUGCAGCAGAACCUGGUCUAUUACCGCUUCCACAGGGCCCGCUGGGGCCUGGAGGAGGAGGACUUCCAGCCCCGGGAGGAAGCCAGGCUCUACCACAACCAGACCGCCGAGCUGCGGGAGCUGCUGGAGUUCGCACACCUAUACCUGCAGUCAGACGAUGAGAUGGAGCUGGAGGAAACAGAAUCUCCGGUGGAGCCCGAGAACCCCCCAUCUGAUGCCGAGUUUGAGGGAGAGGGUGACUAUGAAGAAGGCAUCUAUGCUGACUGGUGGCAGGAGCCGGAUGCCAAGGGCGAUGAGGCUGAGGCUGAACCAGAGCCUGAAUUAGCCUGACAGAGAGCCACCCUAUACCUGUCAAGAUCUCGGGAAGCCUGGGCCAGUGGCAAGAGCUAUUUAUUAAAAAAAGUAAAAUGGACAUAGCUGACCAGGCCCCCUCCCAUUCCACCUGCAAGUGCUGCCCAGAUCCCUGCCUCCUUGCUGGGUCCCAGGAGCAGGGAGGGGGGGCGGGUGGUGCUGCCCCUGCUGAGGGCGGGCCUCCUGCCUAGUGCUCUCCCACUGGGGCAGUCUCCUGGAGGAGAAGCUCCAGCUCCGUGUAGUUGGGGCCUCGGCCUGAACUGUUGAGACAACAGGGGCAGUUGUGAAGAGCGCGGGACAGACCAGCCAUUCCUGGCACACCGGCAGUGGGUGCUAAA